GCCUACACUGGAGUCAUGGAUAAGAACGUCGAUAAUGUAUGCCUCACCCCUGGGUGCAUUCAUUCUGCUUCGAAAGCCCUGGAGCAGAUGGAUCAGACUGUGGAACCCUGCGAGGACAUGUACACCUACGCCUGCGGACGAUACGUCAAGGAAACGAUCGUCCCGGAUGAAAAGGUAUCUGUAACCACGUUUUCUGUCACUAACGAUCGCUUGCAACAGCAGCUACGAGCGCUGGUUAGCGAUGAGAUCUUCGAGUCGGAUGCUACACCGUUCAAGCUUGCCAAGAACUUGUACAAGCUGUGCAUGAACAAAACGAGUAUCGAGGAGAAUGGCAAUGGACCCUUGCUUUCCAUUCUGGACACACUUGGUGGAUGGCCAGUUCUCAAGGGAGAUAGCUGGGACUCCGAACGGUCCUGGUCAUGGGAGAAAUCGGUUAAAGAUUUCAACAAUAACGGAUAUAGUACGGAUUACUUCUUCGAUUUCUCUAUCACAGAGGAUCUGAAGAACGCGACGCGCCGAAUGAUUGAUGUUGAUCAAACUUCGUUGGGCCUUGCCCGAGAAUACCUGGUGAAAGGUUUGGAGAAUCCUAUCGUAUCCGCCUACUACGACUACAUGGUCGAUAUGGCUGUUAUACUUGGCGCAGAUCAGGCACGUGCUAAGCAAGAGCUACUCGAAUCACUGAACUUCGAAAUGGCGCUGGCCAACAUUUCCCUACCGAGAGAGGAGCGACGUAAUAUCACUGCUCUAUACAACCCCAUAACGGUCAAGGAGUUCCAGCAGCGUUAUCCCCACACCGAGUGGAUAGAAUACAUCAAUGCACUUCUAAAGGGCACUGGAACCGUGAUUGACGAGAACGAAGUGAUUAAUUUGGCCGUGCCAAAGUUCAUGGAGAAGCUUGGUCCGCUGCUCCAGAAUACCCCCAAGCGGGUGAUGGCCAACUACGUGAUGUGGCGCAUUAGCGGGUUCUCGUCCUUCUUUCUCACGGAAAAGCUACGCAAACGACAGUUGCAGUACAGCACGGCAAUCAGUGGAAAGCAAGAGCAGGAACCACGGUGGAAAGAGUGUGUAGAUAUCAUCUCCGGGAGACUACCGAUCGCAGUCGGUGCGUUGUACAUCCGCAAGCAUUUCCGGGAAGACUCGAAGCGCGCUGCCCUGGACAUGGUGAACGACAUCAAGAGUGAGUUUGUGAACAUUCUCAAGAAGAUCAAUUGGAUGGAUGAGGUAACGCGCGUAUCGGCGCUGGAGAAGGUUUCUACCAUGGUCAACCACAUUGGCUACCCGGAUGAGCUCAUGGACGAUGGCAAGAUAGCCGAUUACUACAAAGACCUUGAACUCAAGCCCGGCAGCACCUAUCUUAACUCAAUUCUCAACAUUGCCAAGUUUGAUACAACGAUGGAAAACAAGAGAUUGCGCUUGCCGAUCAACAAGACCGACUGGAUUGACCACUCCAAACCAGCCAUUGUCAAUGCUUUCUAUAACUCAGUUGAAAACAGCAUCCAGUUCCCGGCCGGUAUUCUCCAGGGUCAGUUCUUCUCGUAUGAUCGUCCGAAGUACUUGAACUACGGUGCGAUCGGAUACGUGAUCGGACACGAGAUCACGCAUGGCUUCGACGACCAGGGUAGACAAUUUGACAAAGACGGUAACCUUGUCGACUGGUGGCAGGCGGAUACUAAGAAGGCGUACCUGGAGAAGGCCCGAUGCAUCAUCGAGCAGUACGGUAACUUCACCGAGCCGAACGUGAAGCUGAACCUGAACGGUAUCAACACGCAGGGCGAGAACAUUGCCGACAACGGUGGCAUCAAGGAAGCGUACUAUGCGUACCGUCAGUGGGCCGACAAGAAUGGACCGGAAGCGCGCCUACCCGGGUUAGACCUUAGCCCGGAGCAGCUUUUCUGGCUAUCGGCAGCGCAAACCUGGUGUUCCGUGUACCGCCCGGAAUCAGUAAAAAUGCAGAUAACCACUGGCGCGCAUUCGCCUGGCCAGUUCCGAGUGCUCGGUCCAAUGAGUAACAUGGAGGAGUUCGCCAAGGAUUUCAAUUGUCCGGUUGGCUCCAAGAUGAACCCGGUGCACAAGUGUGAGGUGUGGUAA
Molecule: messenger RNA, 2088 nt
Organism: Anopheles coustani
Lineage: Eukaryota; Metazoa; Arthropoda; Insecta; Diptera; Culicidae
Product: neprilysin-2-like
Exons: 5
Coding region: 16-2088 (690 amino acids)
Biological process (GO): protein processing
Cellular component (GO): plasma membrane
Molecular function (GO): metalloendopeptidase activity
Source: RefSeq, a predicted model, not a curated record